AUGUGGCUUACAAGGAACAGUGUUAAGGAUUUGCAGUCUAUGGAGGCAGCUGUUGAGCCUCUUAAUGAGGGAAUUUUCUCUCUCUGUAACAUUUGCAAGUCUCUCUUUGAUGCUCAAGUUGAUCAAACCACUGACAUGUGCUCCAAUUACAAACAAACCAGGGGACAUAUUGAGAACACUGAGCGGUGCCUGGAAAAAUCUGAGACGAUAAGUAAAGAAAAACUGGGAUCUUUGGAUGAAUGCAUAGAGCGAUUUACUAAAGAAAAAGGAAAUUAUGAGCAGCAGAAGAAGGAAAAAUGUAUGGCCAAUGAUAAAUUAAAUACUGAGAAGAACUCUGCUGAAGAAUUGUUAAAGAAUGCCAAAGCAGCUUUGGAGCAGGCAGAAAAAAAUGUAGAAUCAGCAAAAUAUGCCUUAAGAGUACAUCAAGACAGGAAGAGCACAGGUGAUGGGCUAGUGAUUGCAGGGGCAGCACUGCUUGCAUUACCAUUUAUUGGAUGGAUUUCUGGUUCAAUCAUGAUCUGUGAGGGAGAACGUUUAAUUAAUGAGGCUUCAAGGGCUAUCAGGGAUGCUGAAGAUGAGCUUGAAGAAAAUGAGUCUAAGGUGAAUGAGAACAGCAAGAAAGUGUCUAAUUACCAAUCCAGGAUCUCUAGCAUACAGAAUGAGAUUGAAGAGACUGAUAAGGUGCUGAAUAAAAUUCAGAGGGAGACUGAAGAGGUGAACCAGCAUCUAGAGGUCACAGCUGAAUUUCAAGAAAUUGUCAGGAAGGCUGUGAACGCUGUGAGUGUUCUUAGGGGUAGAGUCACUGUACUGGAGAGACAAACACAACGAUUCGUCCUCUGGCAGCCUGUGAUAAAGGCCAUUAAGGAUGUGAUGAAGGCAGCUGAAAAUGUUGCAGGGGAUCGCCUCCUCUACAGUCAGGGUGUGUCUGGCCUCAUAAAUACAUUGAGGGAGAAAACUGGAGAACUAGAGGCUUUAUGCAACUCACCCAAUAAUUCUGAACAAGACAGCUAUUACUGAUCAUCAUCUAAUUGUACAAUGCAUAAAGAAAAUGCUGUACAUGUGUAAGGGGGCAAGAAACAAAUGACAACAAGACACUAAAAAACAAGUGGUGUUUCAUAUAAAAGCAUGACAUAGCAAUG
This is a messenger RNA of Sinocyclocheilus grahami, 1139 nucleotides long. RefSeq lists its product as uncharacterized. The coding region runs from base 1 to 1017 and encodes 338 amino acids. The transcript is spliced from 3 exons. The record is from RefSeq and is a predicted model, not a curated record. NCBI's taxonomy places the organism in Eukaryota, Metazoa, Chordata, Actinopteri, Cypriniformes, Cyprinidae.